Molecule: messenger RNA, 915 nt
Organism: Oncorhynchus masou masou (cherry salmon)
Lineage: Eukaryota; Metazoa; Chordata; Actinopteri; Salmoniformes; Salmonidae
Product: gastrula zinc finger protein XlCGF17.1-like
Exons: 3
Coding region: 1-915 (304 amino acids)
Biological process (GO): regulation of transcription by RNA polymerase II
Cellular component (GO): nucleoplasm
Molecular function (GO): DNA-binding transcription repressor activity, RNA polymerase II-specific; RNA polymerase II cis-regulatory region sequence-specific DNA binding
Source: RefSeq, a predicted model, not a curated record
AUGCUUCACAACAUCAACAGAUCUAAAAGAGAGAAGCCAUACUCCUGCUCUGAAAAAUGUUUUAAAACAUCAAAUGAGCUAAAGGUUCAUCAGAGAACACACACAGGAGAGAAGCCUUUCUUCUGCCCUUACUGUGGAACUAGUUUCUCUCAUAUUUCUAACUUAAAAUCACAUGAACGUAUACAUACAGGAGAGAAGCCAUACUCCUGCUCUGACUGUGGAAAAUGUUUUAAAACAUCAAAAGAGCUAAAAGUUCACCAGAGAACACACACAGGAGAGAAGCCUUAUUCCUGCUCUGACUGUGGAAAAUGUUUUAAAACAUCAAAUGAGCUAAAAGUUCACCAGAGAACACACACAGGAGAGAAGCCUUUCUUCUGCCCUGACUGUGGAACUAGUUUCUCUCAUCUUUCUAACUUAAAAUCACAUGAACGUAUACAUACAGGAGAGAAGCCUUACGUCUGCUCUGACUGUGGGGCAAGUUUCUCUCGUCUGGACACCUUAAAAUCACACCAACGUAUACACACAGGAGAGAAACCUUACUCCUGCUCUGACUGUGGAAAAUGCUUCACAACGUUAACUGAUGUAAAAGUUCAUCAGAGAACACACACAGGAGAGAAGCCUUAUUCCUGCUCUUACUGUGGAAAAUGUUUUAAAACAUCAACUCAGUUAAAAGUUCAUCAUAAAACACACACAGGUGAUGAGCCUUACGUCUGCUCUGACUGUGGAAAAUGCUUCAAAACAUCAAAUGAGCUAAAAGUUCAUCAGAGAACACACACAGGAGAGAAGCCUUAUUCCUGCUCUGACUGUGGAAAAUGUUUUAAAACAUCAAAUGAGCUAAAAGUUCAUCAGAGAACACACACAGGAGAGAAGCCUUAUUCCUGCUCUGACUGUGGAAAAUUACAAGUUGUAAGAUAA